Messenger RNA from Neltuma alba, 783 nucleotides. RefSeq lists its product as uncharacterized. The transcript is spliced from 7 exons. Bases 1 to 783 code for a protein of 260 amino acids. The record is from RefSeq and is a predicted model, not a curated record. Lineage: Eukaryota; Viridiplantae; Streptophyta; Magnoliopsida; Fabales; Fabaceae.
AUGACAGUUCAGAAGUUAUCAGAAGAGAAUGGCAGGUGUUGCCGGAUUCUUCAAGUCUCUGCAGAAGAAUUGCAACAUGGCUUUGACUCUGAGCUCCCAGUUGGUGUCAAAGAACUUCUGACCUAUGGUAGAAAUCUCUUAGAGUAUUGCUCCUAUAAAGCACUCGAAAAAACUAGUCGAAGUCAAGAUUAUAUAAGUGACAAGGAAUUUCGUCGUUUGACCUAUGACAUGACGCUUGCCUGGGAGGCACCCAACGUUGAAUGUGAUCCGCCACAACAUGACACUACUUCUUGCUUUAAGUCCGAAAUGGUGGAUGAAGAUGAGGGGUCCUUAUUUUAUUCAAGUUCCACAAAUAUGGCACUUCAGGUUGAUGCUGACAAGACAGUUGGUCCGGAAGCCUUUGCCCGCAUAACUCCUGCUUGUGUUCUUGUCGCUGAUAUAAUGUCUGUCCACAAUCUUUUUGAUGCACUCACGAGUUCUUCAGGACACCGCCUUCAUUUUCUUGUUUAUGACAAAUACUUGAGCAGCAUUGAUAAAGUCAUAAAGAAUUCAAAACAUGUGAUAGACACUUCAACGGUGAAUCUUCAGCUUGCUGAUGGGGAGGUUGUCGUUGAUGUUGAUGGAACAAAUCCAACUCAACCAGUUCUGCAACACAUAGGGAUCUCUGCGUGGCCUGGACGAUUGAUCCUCACCAAUUAUGCUUUGUACUUCGAGCCUCUGGGACUUGGGCUGCAUGAGAAAGGUGUUCGAUAUGAUUUAGAAAUGGAUAUGGAACAGCGGUGA